Messenger RNA from Notolabrus celidotus (New Zealand spotty), 7830 nucleotides. RefSeq names its product transcription activator BRG1. Gene Ontology annotation, biological process: positive regulation of transcription by RNA polymerase II. The transcript has 34 exons. Bases 163 to 5190 code for a protein of 1675 amino acids. Gene Ontology annotation, molecular function: DNA binding; histone binding; transcription factor binding. NCBI's taxonomy places the organism in Eukaryota, Metazoa, Chordata, Actinopteri, Labriformes, Labridae. The record is from RefSeq and is a predicted model, not a curated record. Gene Ontology annotation, cellular component: nucleus.
AAGGCUGAUUUCAAAGAGGGUGAGUAGACUAAUUGCGACAACUGCUGCGCAUUCUUUAAUCUCCCUCAAAUACAAACUCGGGAGCGUAGAUGUCCAUGCAGAACCGCCUGUCCUGUUGAUGCGGGUCCCUGCUGCUCAGGCAAGAGCAGGUGAUCCAGGGUGAUGUCCACGCCAGAUCCCCCCAUGGGAGGCACACCUCGUCCAGGUCCUUCACCUGGUCCUGGUCCCUCUCCUGGGGCCAUGCUUGGCCCCAGCCCUGGGCCCUCUCCAGGCUCCUCCCACAGCAUGAUGGGCCCCAGUCCUGGCCCUCCCCCUUCUGGACACUCACAGCCUGGACCUUCUGGUUAUGGCCAGGACAGCAUGCAUGCUCUGCAUAAACCCAUGGAGAGCAUGCAUGAGAAGAGCCUGAGUGAGGAAAGCCGCUUCAGUCAGAUGAAGGGAAUGUCUAUGAGGCAGGGUGGGCACAGUGGUAUGGGCCCCCCACCCAGUCCUCUAGACCAACACUCACAGGGUUACCACUCUCCUUUAGGUGGAUCUGACCACUCCAGCCCUGUCCCUUCAAAUGGCCCUCCCUCUGGUCCCCUCAUGCCUUCCUCCUCCUCUUCCUCCUCCUCUGGUGGUCCCAGCUCUGCCUCGGCACCUUUAGAUGGUCCCAGUGGAGACCAACACACUCUGGGUCCAAAUAACCGGCCUGGCCCUCCAGGCAGCUCCGGCCCAGGCCCCAGUCCUGGCCCCAAUCUCGGCCCCAGUGUUCCCAGUCUUGGACCUGGGCUUGAAUCAGGGGGCCCUACAGUUCCUGGUGGCCCUGGUGGCCCUACUCCCUUUAACCAGAAUCAGCUCCACCAACUCAGAGCCCAGAUCAUGGCUUAUAAGAUGCUCGCGCGGGGUCAGCCCCUGCCGGACCACCUCCAGAUGGCUGUCCAGGGGAAGAGGCCAAUGCCUGGGAUGCAGCAGCAGCCGAUAUCUAGCCUGGGUCCUGUAGGUGGAGGCGGGCCGGGUGGUGGACCAGCAGGACCCGGGUCAGGGCCUGGGCCAAUGGGCUCAGGCUACAGUCGAGCUCAUGGGAUUAUGGGUCCAAACAUGCCUCCCCCAGGACCAUCAGGUACACCAGCUGGGAUGCAAGGUCCAAACCCAAAUGGACCUCCCAAAUCCUGGCCUGAAGGCCCCUUGGUGAAUGCAGCAGCCCCCUCUAACGCACCCCAAAAGCUGAUUCCCCCUCAGCCUACUGGACGCCCCUCUCCGGCCCCACCAUCAGUUCCUCCUGCUGCUUCCCCAGUAAUGCCUCCACAGACCCAGUCCCCCGGCCAGCCGGCACAGCCUACUCCCAUGAUGCCUUACCAUGCCAAGCAGAACCGCAUUACUCCCAUUCAGAAACCAUGCGGCCUAGACCCAGUGGAGAUACUGCAGGAGAGGGAGUACAGGUUACAGGCUCGUAUCACUCAUCGCAUUGCUGAACUGGAGAACCUGCCCGGCUCUCUGGCUGGUGAUCUACGGACCAAAGCUACCAUAGAGCUCAAAGCCCUGCGACUGCUAAAUUUCCAGCGACAGCUGCGUCAAGAGGUGGUGGUGUGUAUGCGUCGUGACACAGCUCUAGAAACCGCCCUUGAUGCCAAGGCCUACAAGCGGAGCAAGCGUCAGUCUCUGCGAGAGGCUCGCAUCACAGAGAAACUGGAGAAACAGCAGAAGAUCGAGCAAGAGCGCAAACGCAGGCAGAAACAUCAGGAGUACCUCAACAGCAUCCUGCAACACGCCAAAGACUUCAAAGAGUACCAUCGCUCCAUCACAGGCAAAAUGCAGAAACUGACCAAAGCUGUGGCCACCUAUCACGCCAACACUGAGCGCGAGCAGAAGAAAGAGAAUGAGCGCAUCGAGAAAGAGAGGAUGAGGAGGCUGAUGGCUGAAGAUGAGGAGGGCUAUCGUAAACUGAUCGACCAGAAGAAGGAUAAGCGUCUGGCCUACCUGUUACAGCAAACUGAUGAGUAUGUCGCCAACCUCACUGAGCUGGUCAGAGCUCACAAAGCAGCACAGGCUCUCAAGGAGAAAAAGAAGAAGAAGAAGAGAAAGAAGAAGUUGGAGAAUGCUGAGGGUCAGACUCCAGCUAUGGGUCCAGAUGGAGAGCCGCUUGAUGAGACCAGUCAGAUGAGCGACUUGCCUGUUAAGGUCAUUCACGUGGACAGUGGGAACAUCCUGACAGGAGUAGACGCCCCUAAAGCUGGACAGCUGGAGACCUGGCUGGAGAUGAAUCCUGGUUAUGAAGUUGCGCCCCGCUCAGACAGUGAAGACAGCGAGGAGGAGGAAGAAGAAGAGCAAGAAGAGGAGGAGCCUCAGCCAUCGACCGCUCUGGUGGAGGACAAGAAGAAGAUAGCAGACCCUGACAGUGAGGACGUGUCAGAGGUGGAUGUACGACACAUCAUUGAAAAUGCCAAACAGGAUGUCGAUGAUGAAUACAGCGGUGCAGCGUUCGCCCGAGGCCUUCAGUCAUAUUAUGCUGUGGCUCAUGCUGUCACAGAGAAGGUGGAGAAACAGUCCACUCUGUUAAUAAAUGGACAACUCAAACAGUAUCAGGUCAAAGGUCUGGAGUGGCUGGUUUCUCUCUACAACAAUAACCUGAACGGGAUCCUUGCAGAUGAGAUGGGUCUGGGAAAAACCAUCCAGACAAUAGCCCUCAUCACGUACCUCAUGGAACACAAACGUCUCAAUGGACCCUACCUCAUCAUUGUACCCCUCUCAACUCUUUCUAACUGGGUGUAUGAGUUCGACAAGUGGGCACCCACAGUUGUGAAAGUGUCCUAUAAGGGGUCUCCUGCUGCCAGAAGAGCCUUCGUCCCCCAAUUGCGAAGUGGAAAGUUUAAUGUUUUACUCACCACUUAUGAGUACAUCAUCAAGGAUAAACAAGUGCUGGCCAAGAUCCGUUGGAAGUACAUGAUUGUGGACGAGGGCCACCGUAUGAAGAACCAUCACUGUAAGCUGACCCAGGUUCUGAACACCCACUACCUGGCCCCACGGCGGGUCCUGCUGACAGGAACACCGCUGCAAAACAAACUGCCUGAACUCUGGGCGCUGUUAAACUUUCUCCUGCCCACCAUCUUCAAGAGCUGCAGCACAUUCGAGCAAUGGUUCAACGCCCCUUUCGCCAUGACUGGAGAGAAGGUGGACCUAAAUGAAGAGGAGACCAUCUUGAUUAUCCGGCGUCUCCAUAAAGUGCUCCGCCCCUUCCUUUUGCGUAGAUUGAAGAAGGAAGUGGAGGCACAGCUUCCAGAGAAGGUGGAGUAUGUGAUCAAGUGUGACAUGUCAUCUCUUCAGAGAGUGCUGUACAGACACAUGCAGGCUAAAGGAGUCCUGCUCACAGAUGGAUCAGAGAAAGACAAGAAGGGUAAAGGAGGCACUAAGACACUGAUGAACACCAUUAUGCAGCUGAGGAAGAUCUGUAACCACCCUUACAUGUUCCAGCAAAUAGAGGAAUCGUUCUCUGAACAUUUGGGGUUCUCAGGUGGGAUAGUCCAAGGUGCUGACUUGUAUCGGGCAUCAGGGAAGUUUGAGGUGUUGGAUCGAAUCCUUCCAAAGCUGAGAGCCACAAACCACAAAGUGCUGCUCUUCUGUCAGAUGACAUCACUCAUGACCAUCAUGGAGGAUUACUUCGCCUAUCGUAGCUUCAAGUAUCUGCGUCUGGAUGGCACUACGAAGGCUGAGGACAGAGGAAUGUUACUGAAGACAUUCAAUGAACCAGGGUCUGAGUACUUUAUCUUCCUCCUGAGCACAAGAGCUGGAGGCCUCGGCCUCAACCUGCAGUCUGCCGACACUGUAGUUAUAUUUGACUCUGACUGGAACCCCCAUCAGGACCUGCAGGCUCAGGACCGCGCUCAUCGUAUCGGUCAGCAGAACGAGGUGCGUGUGCUGCGUUUGUGCACCGUCAACAGCGUGGAGGAGAAAAUCUUGGCCGCUGCCAAGUACAAACUCAAUGUUGACCAGAAGGUCAUACAAGCAGGCAUGUUUGAUCAAAAGUCCUCCAGCCACGAGCGCAGGGCCUUCCUGCAGGCUAUCCUUGAGCAUGAGGAGCAGGACGAGGUCUGGGGACAGGAAGUGUGCAUCCGCAUAAAUGAGGAGGACGAGGUGCCAGACGAUGAGACUGUAAACCAGAUGAUCGCAAGGAGUGAAGAUGAGUUUGACCAGUUUAUGCGUAUGGACCUCGACCGGCGUCGAGAGGAUGCUCGAAACCCACGUCGAAAACCUCGUCUGAUGGAAGAGGAUGAGCUGCCCACCUGGAUCAUGAAGGACGACGCCGAGGUUGAACGGUUGACCUGUGAGGAGGAGGAGGAGAAGAUGUUUGGACGAGGAUCUAGGCAGCGAAAAGAGGUUGACUACAGUGAUUCCCUGACUGAGAAACAGUGGCUCAAGGCAAUAGAGGAGGGCACACUGGAGGAAGUGGAGGAGGAGGUACGUCACAAAAAGACGACGCGUAAGAGGAAGCGGGACCGUGACCUGGACCUGCCUGGUCCCUCCUCUUCCCUUGGAGGACGAGGGCGAGGGGACAAAGAUGAGGAUGGUAAAAGACAGAGGAAGAGGGGGCGACCACCUGCUGAGAAACUUUCUCCUAACCCGCCUGCCCUCACAAAGAAGAUGAAGAAGAUAGUGGAUGCUGUCAUAAAGUAUAAAGACAGCACCAGUGGGCGACAGUUGAGCGAGGUGUUCAUCCAGCUGCCGUCUCGAAAAGAGCUGCCGGAGUACUACGAGCUGAUCCGCAAGCCCGUGGACUUCAGGAAGAUCAAGGAGAGGAUCCGGGGUCAUCGCUAUCGCAGUCUGGGCGACCUGGAGAGAGACGUCAUGCUGCUCUUCCAAAAUGCUCAGACCUUUAACCUGGAGGGGUCACUGGUGAGACCAAAUAUAUAUGAAGACUCCAUCGUCCUCCAGUCGGUGUUCACCAGUUUGAGGCAGAAGAUUGAAAAGGAAGAGGAAAGUGAGGGGGAGGACAGUGAGGAGGAGGAAGAGGAGCUGGAUGAAGGAUCAGAGUCUGAAUCUCGUUCAGUAAAAGUUAAGAUUCGUCUUGGAAGAAAGGAUAAAGGGGGGGAUCGGGGGAAAGGACGCAGCAGACGAAUGGGACGCACCAGAGCCAAACCUGUUGUCAGUGAUGAUGACUCAGAGGAUGAGCAGGAAGAGGAGCGCUCCCCCAGUGCCACAGAUGAGGAGUCCUGAACCAUGUUGUUAGGUGGGAGGGAAAGAAGCAGAGAGCGCAGCAUCUGCAGUAAACAAUACACACCCUUAUUAACUCCAUCCACCCUCAGUCAAAUGUUACAGGGCUGAAAAGACAUAGAGGAAAGGGUUUGCAAUACCAGCAACAGACAUAUUUGAUAAUUCAUAUCAGUUAAAAAUACAUCAAGUAAACACACACAGGAUUAAAUCACAAGAUGAUUGAAUAUUGCUCGUCUGCAUCGAAUGUUACUAUCAGUUUGCUAAAGUUAAACUUCAAAUCAGCUAGAAUUCUUUGUUGCACUUUAAUGAGAGAUUUGAUUAGUUCUAAAAGUUUUGCACAUGUGCAGGUGUUAAAAUAUAUUUAGAUUUUAACACUAAUAUGUUUCAAGAGUCACAGAUGGAACAAAAAUCAAUGCAGCUAUAUAUGACGAUAGCUAAUACAAAUAGUUAUAAUGUUGGUAUCUAAUGUUGGACCCCAAUUUUGUCUUCUGCCAAAGACAUGACAGAGCUUAAUUCAAUGAAGUGCUGCCUAAAAAAAGUCAGAUUGCAAAAAAAGUAACAUGUCUUUAAAGAGCGGUAAACAAAGUUUAAAUAUACCAGAAUGACAGACUCACACCGUGCAGUAAGGUUCUCUUUUUUCGGGUAAAAAUGUAAAGUCGUUGGAAGAGAUUUUAUUUCUCUUUUGUAUAAUAAGAUAAGUAAUGUUAUCAUUAUUCUUUUUUACUUCAGCAAGAUGCGCUGUUAUUUAUUUCUUUAAGUCUUCUUCAGCUCAAAGAAGAAAAUAUACUGCCAACGCCCCAAAGCUGUGUGUUAUACCACACAUGUGAAUCUAACUGCAUCAGUUACAACAGUAACACUUCCUUAAAGUCCCAAUGUCUAUUAUUUAUCAAUAUAAAGAACUGAAAACAAAGGUAUGUUGUUGUAAGAAGGUAUAACGACAUCCAUAUUUUCAUUAAUGCACAGUUGUUCACUGUCUCUAUCAGAGAAGAGAAAUCAUAUUUAGUGUACAUUAUUCAUCAGUUUAUACACCAUCUUUCUAUGAUGGUGACCAUAGAGUGAGUUAAAAAAAAUAUAGGAGUUAGUUUCGACCAUGUAGUCUGAUUGGAAAAGAGGCAUUCAAUGAACAUGAUAGGUAUAGCAUACAACAUCACCUGGUCUUAACUGGAUGUAUCACUGUGCCUCAGCCAGGUGUUCAGAAAUCUGUUUAUCAUCAUUACAGCAGUGAGUUAUGUCUGGCAGCAGUCCAGAUUCAGUGAAGUUUUGAAACAAGUUGUGUUGGCGGAACCGAAUGUAUAAUGAAGCACACGAAAAUAUGAGCUGCUAUUAAUGCUGAUAAUUUUUUCAAACUACUUGCUAGUUGUUGAUCAGUUGUAUAAAAUCAAUAUCACACCCAAGGUUGUGAUGCUAUAUUGAAUAUUAGCAUUGAAUCUUCAGUACACUUGCUGCAGUCUUGAGUUUUAGGGUGAUACUGCUAAGUCAAAGCUUAUUCAAAUGCACUCGUUAAUACUUUUAUGUCCUUACAAUUACAUUUAAAUGUUUUUUAAACAUUUUUAUGCUGCAUUGUAACGUUUUGAAAUGUGUAUACUGUAUAUAAAUGUUAAGUCAUAUGACUUUCAAAUAAGUGUGGUCAGAGACAAUCCAAUUAUCCUGAAGUUUAACAUAUUUAAUUUCAUUGGAAGUCUGUUUUAGAUUUUCACAUUUUUGUGGAGACUUGGUAUAAAAACGUGUCCCGAGCUCACCUUAAGAGUAAGAACUUUCAGGAACCAGUGCAGUGAAGUAAACAGCAUGGAGUGUAAACAGAAAAUGUUUUGAGACAGAGCUGUGUUUUCACUCGAUAUGAGCGACCACCUUCUCUUACUUUUAAUUCCUUCCUUAUAAAAAAAUGUCAACAUAAGUGAUGUUUCACUUCUGCUUUACUGCAGUGACCUCCUGUAAGAACAAUCAACCUCUUUCAUGAUGCUGCGGUUGCUGAGGUGUGUGUCACGUAUUUGGGACCGUAGCUCGGUGUUUGAGUUGGAAAUGCCCAGCUGCUGUGGUUGGAGGUGUCUCCACACUUCUCAGAAACUUAGCACCACUCCACAUUUAUUUGACUGAGGUUUCAUGGAGUUGAGUCCAGGUCACUCUCCAAUACUGUAAAUAUAUUCCAGCAUCAAAACAACCUAGUCCACCGUGCUGCUGCUUUCCUGAUACACUUCCAAUAUCAGCAACGCAACCUGUUGAUUGUAGACUAACUGAAUUAUGAUCGAUGAGUACUGUAACUUUAAAUGCUUCUCCUUCAGUUGUUGUGUGGUGAUUUUAGGAUCUGAGAAUAGUUCAAUGUACUUUGGCACUUUUUAUGUUUUUGGUUUUAAGACAAAGGACCAGAAGGACAGUGGCUCCUCUCUGCUUGUGAACGCCUCAUGGCUGUAUGGUGUUGGAUAUACUGUAUAGAGUAUUUUUUAGAGUAUAAUGUUGAUGCACGUGUGUACAGCUCCCAAGUUCAGAACUGCACUUUUUUUUCCACUUUGUUAGGCAACUAGAGCAAAAAAACCCAACAACAACCAAAGCAUCAACAUUUUUCCUGCAGAGUUAUCGGGAUCUGUCUGUGUUGUGUUGUGUAAAUGUCGCUGGAACUUUAAACAACAAUAAAUCACAGUGAAAGUU